Molecule: messenger RNA, 336 nt
Organism: Harmonia axyridis
Lineage: Eukaryota; Metazoa; Arthropoda; Insecta; Coleoptera; Coccinellidae
Exons: 1
Coding region: 1-336 (111 amino acids)
Biological process (GO): regulation of DNA-templated transcription
Source: RefSeq, a predicted model, not a curated record
AUGGACUACUGGAGACGAGCGGCGGGAAGAUUUAGGCUGGAAAGAGCCAGAAACGAGAGAAUCCGAGAAACUAUGGGUGUAAAACAAACUAUAGUGGAAGAAGUGAGAGUGAAGCAGCUGAAAUGGUAUGGGCACGUCCAAAGAAUGACACCAAAAAGACUUCCAAAACAGCUAUUGGACUGGGUACCCGCGGGAAAAAAGGGGAGAGGAAGACCGAGGAAAAGUUGGAGGGAAGGCAUCUACGAGGAAAUGCAGGAAAGAGGACUGGAAAAGAACGAAUGGAUUGACCGUGCCGAAUGGAGACUAGGUAUCGCAAGACGUCGGAGCACGUUGUAA